AUGCGAAUAAUAUCAAAAUUAUUCGUCACAAUUAUAUAUCUGUCAAUAAGCUGGACAUAUGCCCAACAACAAGAUAAAUAUCCUAACAAAGUGACUAUUGGCAUUCAACAGGGUUAUGGAUUUACAGUAGAAUACUUUGAUACAUAUAAAGUUGUUCAAAACCUAAUAACGAAUGAAAAAUAUGCAUUGGUUUGCUGUAAUCAAUCACUAGCCAACUUUACAUCAGCAGCAUCAACAAGCUACACUGCUAUUGUAAACACGCCAUUGAAUAACGUAGGCAUCGAUAAUGAGUUGGACGCACUUCCGUUUUUCGAGUUAUUAGGUUUAAUAGAUAAAGUCAAAUCAGCAAAACUUAGUGCCAAUAUCACCUCUCCCUGCUUUGCAGGUAUUUCAGACUCACCCAAUGCAACAGUAACAACAAACCCUAUCGACGCCAUCUUUACUACCACCUCCAUCACAAUGGGGGAUAUUAAUACCAAACCUCAAUAUAUUAGCUUCUCCGCUAAAAAUGAUACCUUAACACCACUACAACAAUCAGCAUGGAUUUUAUACAUUGCGCACUUUUUCGAUCUUGAGCAACAUGGCCAGGAUGUUUAUAAUAGCAUUAUGGAAAAAUAUAGCUGUCAUAAAUCAAAUUUGGCCGAGUCGGGUAAAAAAAACAUUGCAUGGACUACGUUUGAUAGUGUGAAUAAAGCAUGGACGACGCAUUACGAACCAUAUGUGCAACAACUUAUCGCUGAUGCGGGCAUGCAACUGGUCAGUGAGAAAAAUCAGACCUCUGUGUAUACAGAUUUGACAUUAUUCCAUAGUGCACUGCAGCAUGUAGAAUAUAUCAUUGACGAUACACCUGCGGCCAACUUCAAUAAGUCUGAUUUAACAUAUGCAGAAUGGCUAACAACAGCAGGGUUAAAUCCUAAUACGAACGCAUACCCAUUUUUGGUUGGGUUGAACCUUUUCCGCACAGAUCGAUUCAUUAGCACUUCAGGUUUCUCAGACUGGCCUAUUCGACAUGCCGCUCGCGCUGAUUUAGCGAUUGCAGAUGUCAUUCACAUGGUUUACAACACUUACGAGCCCACCUAUAACAUGACUUGGUUACGUGCUUUUGCUCAAAUGGAGGAUUCCAAAUUUAUCAAAAACACAAAUUACCCUACCUGCAGCAUGAACACCACAGCGGUAGCGGAGCGUCUUAAUUUAAAUAGCUGUCAUAUAAACCCUUUUAAACCUAACACAACCAUCUCUGCAUCGCCUAAGCAUUCUAAUAAUCACUCUCUAAACCAUAACUUGAGUGUAGGAGCAAAAGUAGGCAUUGCUAUUGGUGUGAUUGUAGGUGUAGCAGCAUUGGCUGUCAUUGGCACUUUUGCUUAUAGAAAAAUCAAAUAUACAGCGGCUAAGAACAAAGAAGGCGCAUUUUAUAGAAUGAGCGAUAUGUAA
This is a messenger RNA of Mycotypha africana, 1431 nucleotides long. RefSeq lists its product as uncharacterized. The transcript has 5 exons. Lineage: Eukaryota; Fungi; Mucoromycota; Mucoromycetes; Mucorales; Mycotyphaceae. The record is from RefSeq and is a predicted model, not a curated record. The coding region runs from base 1 to 1431 and encodes 476 amino acids.